This is a messenger RNA of Synchiropus splendidus (mandarinfish), 750 nucleotides long. RefSeq names its product centrosomal protein 20-like. The record is from RefSeq and is a predicted model, not a curated record. Gene Ontology annotation, cellular component: centrosome; motile cilium; ciliary basal body. Gene Ontology annotation, biological process: cilium assembly; microtubule anchoring. Lineage: Eukaryota; Metazoa; Chordata; Actinopteri; Syngnathiformes; Callionymidae. The coding region runs from base 33 to 455 and encodes 140 amino acids. The transcript is spliced from 4 exons. Gene Ontology annotation, molecular function: protein binding.
GAAGAGUUGGCGGUUUGUUUAUUGUUGUUGCAAUGGCGUCCAUCACUGAGCUGAAGUGUGCUGUCAGAGACACCCUGGAGUCCAAGGGAGUGCUCGGCCAGCUGAAGGCUCGGAUCCGGGCAGAGGUGUUUGGUGCCCUGGAUGACCAAAGUCAACCUCGCCCACCACUGUCCCACGAAAACCUGCUGAUCAACGAGUUGAUUCGAGAGUACCUGGACUACAACCAAUACCGUCACUCAUCCUCCGUCCUAACAGCAGAAUCUGGCCAGCCUGAUGUUCCCUUAGACAGAAAGUUCUUGGCAGGUGAGCUGCAUGUCUGUGAAGAUGCAAGCUCCAGGUCUGUACCUCUUCUUUACGGCCUGGUCUCCCACUUUAUGAACAGCAGUGAUAAAGGAGAGAAGGUGGUCCUACGGCAACACACGCAAGACACUGCCCCGCAGAAGACGCACAAUUGACCUGAUCCUUUUUCUAACACUGAAACACUAUUUCAGUGUUUAACUUGUUCAGCUGUUUUAAACUGAAACCUUUAGCAGUUUCCUAUAUCUGUACUUGUUAGCGUCAUACCGCAUAAGAUUGAUCUUUUCAACUUAGUAAAAUGAUUUUUGAAUUUGAUUUGAUUUUUGAACGACUUUCUGCUUCCACUCAUGGGGAUUUCCUGCUAUUUUCUUACUGACAUUUUCCUUUUCUGUUGCAAGUUACUUGUACUUUAUUUCUGUUGUGAUAAAUGUGACUAUUUAUAUGUAGCAUAAA